Molecule: messenger RNA, 2585 nt
Organism: Rhododendron vialii
Lineage: Eukaryota; Viridiplantae; Streptophyta; Magnoliopsida; Ericales; Ericaceae
Product: receptor-like protein EIX1
Exons: 3
Coding region: 87-2585 (832 amino acids)
Molecular function (GO): protein binding
Source: RefSeq, a predicted model, not a curated record
CCAGCCUAAUAACAUUGGAUACAAAUAAAAUAAUCAUCACAAGCUGAAAAACCACAUUGAGUUGUGUGUCUUGCAUGUGAUCGAUCAUGCUUUCAUCCAUGACUACGAGUGCAGCUUUUGCUUUCUUCUUUUGCUUUCUCUUCACCAUUCCAAAUUUCCAUGUUUGCUUCUGCAAUGGCAUCAGCAGCAGUUCCAAUCACACUCAUCAUAAUAAUAUCACUUGCUUCGAAAAUGAGAGGGAAGCCCUGCUUAAAUUCAAGCAAGAUUUGAUAGACCCAAUGAAACGGUUGUCCUCUUGGGAUAUUGGGGAGGAUUGCUGCAAGUGGACCGGAGUUGUCUGUGACAACUUCACUGGUCAUGUCCGCGAGAUCCUACUUGGGAAUCCUUAUGAGUAUUCUUUUGAAAAUGAUCCUGACUAUGCAGCUUAUCAGAUGUAUCGAUUAGGAGGAAAGCUAAAUCCCUCUUUGCUCGAUUUGAAGCACCUCCAAUAUCUGGACUUGAGCCUCAAUUAUUUUCAUGGCGCUCACAUCCCCAGCUUCAUUGGCUCUAUUGCAACUUUGAGAUACCUCAACCUUUCUUGGGCUGGAUUCAGCGGAACCAUUCCACCUCAACUAGGAAACGUCACCACCAUGUGUUACCUUGAUCUUGGAUCUAACUACGGACUACUUUGUGGAAAUUUGCAAUGGCUUUCGCGUCUUUUUUUGCUACAACACCUCGGCAUGAGUCGUGUAAACCUCAGCAAAGCAUUGGAUUGGCUAGAGGUGACGAGCAACCUCCCUUCACUGGUAGAAUUACACUUGUCUGAUUGUGAACUCGAGUAUGUCUCUCUUUCUUCAACUAACAAAAUUAAUUUUACAUCACUUGACAUCCUCGACCUUUCCUUUAAUCACCAUCUUGGACCAUCUGUACCAGGUUGGAUUCUCAAUCUUAAUCAUUUAGUCUACCUAGAUUUGAGUAUGUGUCUGUUUUACGGUCCAAUUCCUAGUCGUCUUCAAAACAUGACUUCUCUCAGAGUUCUCGAUUGGUCUUUGAAUCAUUUUAAUUCUACCAUACCAAAUUGGUUGUAUAGUUCAAGCCAUCUUCAGUCACUCAGUCUUUGUGAGAAUGAUCUUUUGCAUGGUGCGGUGUCAAUUGCCAUUGGAAACUUGACUUCCCUUGUUAGCCUUGACUUAUCUUUAAAUCAACUUCAAGGGAGUAUACCAACAUCACUCGGAAAACUUUGUAAGUUAAAGACAAUUGAUUUAUCCGAUAAUGAGUUUUCCGGGGAGGUAACAAACAUUUUUGUAGGUUUCUCUCCAUGCAAGUCUAACGAGUUAGAGACCUUCUAUUCGGGGGGGAAUCAUCUUCUUGGUCACUUGCCUUAUGAGCUUGGUCAACUAACAAGUCUCACUGAAUUUAAUCUCAAUGGCAACUCUUUUUCUGGUCCCAUUCCAGCGUCGAUAGGAAGUUUAUCAUCCUUGAUAUGGUUAGAUCUUUCCUCUAAUAAGUUUUCUGGUCCCAUUCCAUGUAAGUUCAAUGGGACUCUUCCUGAAAGUCUUGGGCGUCUUGGAAAGUUAGAAAGCUUGUUCAUAAACGAUAAUUCGUUGGAGGGUGUCGUCUCUGAUGUUCACUUUGCCAAUCUCACGAGAUUGUGUUACCUAGAGGUUGGUGGAAACAAUUUGACUUUGAAUGCAAGAUCUAUUUACCACAUGUUAUGUGAUAAGGGAGAGGAACCUAACAUUGGAUUGUACUACCUCAAUAUGGGACAUAAUCGUUUGUCGGGAAAAAUUCCCGACUGUUGGAAGCAUUGGCAAUCCCUUGUUAUCAUCAAAUUAGAGAACAACAAUCUGGAGGGUAGCAUUCCAAGCUCCAUCGGACUGUUACCUGGACUUAAAUCAUUGCACUUGCGGCACAACAACCUCACAGGAGAACUACCGCAGACACUGCGAAAUUGCUCACUUUUGUUGGUCAUGGACCUUGGUGAAAACAAGCUUACUGGAACCGUACCACCAUGGAUGGGCAAUGCCUCAUUAGAAUUGAUAGUUCUGGAUCUGCGCUCCAAUAACUUUUUGGGCAACCUUCCAUAUGAACUUUGUCGUUUAAGCUCUCUUCAAAUCUUAGACGUUGCACAUAAUAAUCUAUUUGGUCCUCUACCUAGAUGUUUUACCAAUUUCAGCGUCAUGGCAAAAAUAAGAAACCAAAGUGACGUGAGUUACACGACUUCCCCAAAGUAUGGGAUUGUCUGGCCGGCUGGUAUAGUGCAAUUUCUAGAUAAUGCAAUUUUGGUGACCAAAGGAAGAUAUGUUGAAUAUGGAACCACUCUUCGAUUGGUGACAAGCAUGGAUCUUUCUGGAAAUACUUUAUAUGGAGAGAUUCCAGAGGAACUCACUAAACUUGUGGGGUUGUGGUCGUUAAAUUUGUCUGACAAUCAUUUGACAGGAAGAAUCCCAAGGAAUAUUGGUGAUAUGAGACAACUAGAAUCCCUUGAUUUCUCACUAAAUCAACUUUCUGGGGAAAUUCCUUCGAGCAUGUCGAGUUUGACAUUCUUGAGUCACUUGAACUUGUCCUAUAACAAUUUGACGGGGAGUAUUCCAUCAAGUACUUAA